UUAUUCAUUCAUUCACCAUUUGUGUGUGUGUGUGUGUGUGGUUGCUCUUGUAUUGAACACAUCAUCAUUCGAUUCGAUCGUUGGCUUACUGGCUGUUCCUGUGAUUUACCAUUUUUGGAUUGGUUCGCUUCAACCUUUCUGGAUUGUUUUUUAUUUUGUCAACGAAAACAAAUACAAAAAACACAAUGGCUGAUUAUUUAACCGAUUGGGAUAAAGAUGUAGAAAAUCCGGCUGUUGAUCGUAUGGAAUUGUAUAAUAAAUUAUUGACACAUUUCAAUGAACAAGGACAAACAGAUGCCGAAAAAUGUUGGCGUCUAGUAGUCAUUUGUUUGAUAUUAUCGGAUUUACAAUUGAAAAAUAAAAAUAAAUCUGAAGCAAAAAAAUGGGAAGAAGAAGCAUUUAAAUAUGCUAAAAAGGCCGUAGAAUUGGAUCCAAAAUCGAUGAAUGUUCAUAAAUGGUAUUGUGCUGCCGUUGGACGAAUGGCACCACAUGUUAGCACAAAAGAACGUAUUCAAAUGGGACAUCAAUUCAAAGAACAUCGUGAUAUUGCCGUUUCCAUUGAUAAUAAUGAUCAAUUAAUGCAUCAUAUGUAUGGACGUUGGUGUUGGGAAGUGGCCAAUCUUUCAUUUAUGGAACGACAAAUUGCCAAAGCAUUUUUCGGUACACCACCUGAAGCAACAUAUGAUGAUGCAUUGGAUUCAUUGAAAAUGGCCGAUAAAUUAAAACAUGAUUGGAAAAUGAAUCAUUUGUGGAUGGCAAAAGUAUUGAUUUCGAUGAAAAAAUAUCCAGAUGCAAUGCAAUGGAUUGAUGAAGCAUUGGUAUUGGCAAAAAAUAAUGAAGAAGAUGAUGUUGCUCAUUUAGAAUUGGAAUCAUUGGCAAAAUCGUAUGGUAAAUAUCGUGCCAAAUAAACGAUUUAUAUGAAGAUGAUUUAAAACAUUGAGGAGAAGAAUUAAAAGAAUUUGUCUGUUUUCGUUUCUUUCCAUAUAUAUUUGAUUUAAUUUGAUAAAAUUAUUAUUAUUC
Molecule: messenger RNA, 1020 nt
Organism: Dermatophagoides farinae (American house dust mite)
Lineage: Eukaryota; Metazoa; Arthropoda; Arachnida; Sarcoptiformes; Pyroglyphidae
Source: RefSeq, a predicted model, not a curated record